AUGAAUAUCAGCCCCCACUUCGUCCUCAGCCAAUGGAGCUCCGGCUCGGAAGGGUGCGGCAGAAUCCGGCCCUCAUGCUUGAUGAGUAUGGAUGAAAAAUAUGUGGAAAACAUCUGGCUCCUCCUCAAAAACGCAAUUCAAGAGAUUCAAAAGAAAAAUAACUCAGGACUUAGUUUUGAAGAACUUUACAGAAAUGCAUACACUAUGGUUCUUCAUAAACAUGGAGAGCGACUAUACACAGGACUCAAAGAAGUUGUCACACAACACUUAGAGACCAAAGUUCGUGAAGAUGUGCUGCGUGCAUUACACAAUAAUUUUCUUCAAACCUUAAACCAAGCCUGGAAUGACCACCAGACAUCUAUGGUCAUGAUUCGGGAUAUUUUAAUGUACAUGGACCGAGUGUAUGUACAGCAGAACGAAGUAGACAACGUUUACAACCUUGGGCUUAUUUUCUUCAGAGAUCAGGUUGUACGAUAUGGCUGCAUAAGAGAUCACUUAAGAGAUACGUUGCUGGAUAUGGUCAUGCGAGAACGCAAAGGUGAAGUAGUAGAUCGAAUUGCCAUAAAAAAUGGAUGUCAAAUGCUUAUGGUCCUGGGAAUCAACAGUCGUUCUGUCUAUGAAGAAGAUUUCGAACGGCCGUUCUUGCAGCAAUCUGCUGAAUUUUACAAGAUGGAAAGCCAGAAAUUCCUUGCUGAAAACUGUGCUUCAGCUUACAUAAAAAAAGUUGAGGCACGUAUCAAUGAAGAGGCUGAACGUGCAAAACACUAUUUAGAUGAAUCCACUGAAGUUCACAUAGUUGGCGUUGUUGAAGAAGAAUUAAUUAACAAACAUAUGCGUACCAUUGUAGAAAUGGAGAAUUCUGGAGUGGUAUUUAUGUUAAAGAAUCAGAAGACUGAGGAUUUGGCUCGCCUUUACAAGCUCCUUAGCCGAGUUAGUGAGGGUUUAAAAACAGUCUCACAGUGUGUUAGCACAUACUUAAGAGAACAAGGCAAAGCUUUAGUUCAGGAGGAAGAAGCAGGGACAAAUGCCAUUACAUUUGUUCAGAACCUGCUAGACCUGAAAGACCGGUUUGAUAAAUUCCUUCAUGAAUCCUUUGGAAAUGAUAAAACAUUUAAACAAGUUAUUGCCUCUGAUUUUGAAUACUUCCUCAAUCUUAAUCCCAAAUCUCCGGAGUAUCUAUCUUUGUUCAUUGAUGACAAACUGAAGAAGGGUGUGAAAGGCAUGACGGAGCAGGAAAUUGAGCAAGUUUUAGACAAGACUAUGGUUCUAUUCCGCUUCCUCCAAGAGAAAGAUGUAUUUGAACGUUAUUACAAGCAACAUCUAGCUAAACGACUUCUAUUGAACAAGUCUGUUAGUGAUGAUAGUGAGAAGAAUAUGAUCUCAAAACUUAAGACUGAAUGUGGAUGCCAAUUCACAUCCAAGCUAGAGGGAAUGUUUAAGGAUAUGACUGUCUCUAACACUAUCAUGGAAGAAUUCAAGGAACAUAUUGUAACUGUCAAAACAACUUUACAUGGAGUAGACCUCAGUGUUCGUGUUCUUACCACUGGUUUUUGGCCAACCCAAAGUGCUACGCCAAAGUGUAGUAUUCCCACUGCGCCACGGAAUGCCUUUGAAACUUUCAGAGUAUUUUAUCUUGGCAAGCAUAGUGGACGUCAAUUAACUCUUCAGCCACAACUGGGCUCAGCAGACUUAAAUGCUGUCUUUUUUGGACCCCGAAGAGAGGAAGGAGAAGGUAGAGAUGGUGCCAGUUCCAGCACUAGUCUUAUGUCAUCUGGAUCGGGGCCCUCUGGGCCGCGCAAGCACAUAAUUCAGGUGUCCACAUACCAGAUGUGUGUAUUGAUGUUGUUCAAUAAUCGUGAAAGGCUUAGUUACGAGGAAAUUAAAAAUGAAACUGAUAUUCCUGAAAGGGAUCUUAUUAGAGCUCUUCAAUCCCUGGCCAUGGGAAAAGCAACUCAAAGAAUUCUUAUCAAAACUCCUAGAACUAAGGAAAUAGAAUCUGACCAUGCUUUCCAAAUCAAUGACUCAUUUUCCUCAAAGUUACAUAGGGUUAAAAUCCAGACAGUGGCUGCCAAGGGUGAAUCAGAGCCAGAGAGGAAAGAAACACGUAAUAAGGUUGAUGAGGAUCGUAAACAUGAAAUUGAAGCAGCUAUAGUAAGAAUAAUGAAAGCAAGAAAGCGUAUGGCUCACAAUGUGUUAGUGGCAGAAGUCACAGAACAGCUCAAGAUUCGGUUUUUACCAUCUCCUGUUAUCAUAAAGAAGAGAAUAGAAGGCCUUAUUGAACGAGAAUAUCUUGCAAGAACACCUGAGGACCGGAAAGUGUACACUUAUGUAGCUUGAAGAGUCUUAUGUUAUCUUGGGUGUAAAGAAUGCAGUGUGGCCCUAAAUGUAGACAAUCUUACACUAAAGUGCACCAAUUACAUCCAUUCUGGAAGUGGAUUCUUGAAACAGUGGACAUUUAAUCUUUGUGUGAUGUCAGUGUUCCCAAAUUACGCAGCUACUCAUGCGGAAACCCUAUCAUCAGUGAACUAACUGUGCGGUGUCUACUUGGAUGUGUUACAAGAUGUACUGAGGUCAUUGCCAUGAGGCAAACACUCUUCAUUGUGAUCAGCAUUUUAUACAAUUUUUUGCUUGCAUUAAGGAGCAAUCUUCUAUUCAUUUUGUAUGGCUCUGUACAUAUUACAUAAGAAAGCUGCAGUUACAUGUAUAAUAAUAAAUAAUUAAACUGAAGAGGCAAUAGUAGUUUUGUUUCAAGUAUAGGGGUCAAAAGUGACUGCAUAUAAUGCUUUAUUAUAGCAGUGAAACAUCACAUUUAAUGGUAAAUUUUUGGAAUGAAAUAAAAUUUUACAUCCAUCAUUUGUUUUCUUUUUGCUGGGUUUAUAAGUGAUUGCAGAUUCUGUAAAUAGUCAUAGACUGAAUAUGUGACUGUUCGAUUCUACUAGAGUAUUCUGACAAUUGUUGCCGUGCAUUAAUUUUGUGUGUGUAGUGUUAAUAUGUAAAUAGACCAAAUGUACUGGCACUGAUGAAGUUUCAACUUAACUGUUAUUACCACAUGAAACCUCAAAUCCAAUAGGAGCCAAAACUUUUGUUCAGAAAUAACCUUGUAAGUGACACAGUUUUCUUGCUUUCCUAAUAUAUGUGCCUGGAAGAUCUGAAGUAUUUAGCAUUAUGCCUGAACCCAUUUCCUAUAUAGAUCAUAAAUUGUUGCAGUGGCAAUCAUCUCAUCUUAAAUCAGUCCUAUUCUUUUGACAGCAGCUUUAGGUGAGGAAACUCUCCAAAAAUGCAGAAUUUCUGGUCAAUUUUCGUCUUGAUUUGCUGAGGUGGUUGAUUUUGUUUUAAUGCCAUAACUAAUCCUAUAUUUUGAACUUAAAUUUUGGUUGCACACUUGUUGUGCAGUGUUGAUAUUGUAAAAGAUUUUAGAAAUGAGCCUUGCUGAUUAUAAUUGAACCUAAUUAAGUUGUAAUACUUAAUUAUGUUUCUUAUGGUAUAUGUUUGACUUAAAUCUUGCAGAGAUUUUUUUUUGCAUAUUCUGGAAUUCUCUGUUUUGUGCUUUGUUUAAGAACUUGAGAAAAUUGAGUACACAAGUUAUUUUUAAAUCAAUUGUUUAGUUUGAGAUUGAAGUAGAAACCCCUCAAAGUCUCUUAAAAUAGAUGAUUGACCCACUCACUUACUGUGUAAAAUGUAAAUGUGAUGUCAUGUCAGUGAUUUCACUUUGAGGCUGCUUAACCCAGAUCAUUCUAUGCAAAGUCUGUACUGCACUGAUAAGUAUUGGCUUCACGAGUUGUGUUUUAUUUUCUUCCAUGAUCAAAGAGCCUUUUCGAAUUGUUGGAGGGUCCUAAUCCUUAUGUGGCUUCUUCUUGCUUAGCUUUCAGUGUUGUCAGGAACAAAAUUUCUACAGAUGUAUGACUGACUUCUGAAAAAAAUGCCAGAAUGACUCCGUCUAAACAUUGACUUACAUCUGUUAAGAAUUUUUGUUUUGUUACUUUUGCAUUGUCACAGAGGUGGUUAUGUGAGGAGAAGGGAUGAUGAGUGUUUUCAUUAAUAAUUAUUGUGAUUUCUGUGUACAUGUUCUUUUCCUCUCUAUUUAUGCUAUUUCUUUUAACUACAGUAUAAGUAGUUUGUUUUGAAUAGUGUCCUGGACGCACUUGAAAACAAGACUAAUUGAAGACACCUCAUAACUGAGCAGUUAAGGGGACAUGUUUUGCCAUGCUCUUUGCAGAAAUGGAAUUUUGUUCUGUAUUGAACAAAAUUUGCAUUCUACAGUUUCAUAGCUGUAUCAGCUUUGACUUCAUGCUUAAUUUGUUUGUACAUUGCAUGCAUUUUUAAAGUUAAACUUUUGAUAUUUGUAUUUUUGAAACACAUUUGCUGAGAUCAGUUACAUCCUUGGUUUUUCAAAGGCAUGCUUUCCUUUAAUAUUAAAAUAAUGUUGCCCAGGCAGAGAGUUUCUGCCAUCAAAUCAUAUAGGUGGAGUCGCAACACUUUGUGUGAUGGUACAGCUUUUGGACUUUGUACAUCAACUUUCUUCCUCCUAAUUUUAUCUACUGCUAAGCGAGUUGUUAAAUAAAGAUAUCUUAUAAAUUU
Messenger RNA from Thrips palmi, 4578 nucleotides. RefSeq names its product cullin-3 (gene Cul3). The record is from RefSeq and is a predicted model, not a curated record. Gene Ontology annotation, molecular function: ubiquitin protein ligase binding. The coding region runs from base 1 to 2337 and encodes 778 amino acids. Gene Ontology annotation, cellular component: Cul3-RING ubiquitin ligase complex. Gene Ontology annotation, biological process: protein ubiquitination; ubiquitin-dependent protein catabolic process. Lineage: Eukaryota; Metazoa; Arthropoda; Insecta; Thysanoptera; Thripidae. The transcript is spliced from 15 exons.